CGUUAAGCCAUCUGACGGGAGCGAGCAGUUUGUCCUCCAUCUCAUUUUGCCUCACGCUCCUCUCUCUGCGUCACCAUCGCAAUGAACAGGUCCUCCUUGCGCUCCGAAGCGUGGAAUGGCACGGAGCAUAUGCGUGUUGCCACGGCGAUGGGUGAGUCAUCAUCUGUCCAAUCUGAGAAGCUUCGCUCACUGGCUUGCUCGCUCUCUGAGAUGGGAUUGGAUAAUGGAAAUCCCCCGGGCAGCGCGAAGCAGCCUACCACGGAGCCCACCAUAGAACUUGGUAAAGGGACGUUCUUUGCAGACGGCCAGAGGAAGGUGGACUAUAUUCUGUGCUAUCAUUAUAAGAAAAGGAGGAACUCCCUGCAUCGUCUCUCCCUCACCUCUCAAGCAUCCAAUGGGAGCCUUCCGCUACCCAGCAUGCUGAGACGAGAUACGCAGCCUGAGCUGGAGGCAGGGCUGCCAGAGGGGGAGGAGUCUCACCUGAGUGAGGACGAGAAAGCUAUGAUGAGGGAGGAGUUUGAGUCUGGGCUGUUGGAGCAGGGCCUGCAGCUGGAGAGAGACAAGGAGUCUAGGUCCCAGGGUAUAGGGUUUAUCCGGCUGCAUGUUCCCUGGGCGACGCUGAGCAGAGAGGCGGAGCUACAGAAGAUCAAAGUGCCAGUCAAAAAGAGUUAUGAGUUGCGGCAGCCUCAGGGCAUCGCGGGGAAAAUAGCAUUGUUGUAUCAAACCCUGAUCAAACCCUUCCGACCUGAUGUCCCGGAAACCCUAAACACACAGUCCCACCAGAACCGAACAAAGACCCUCUCACACCCCUUCUCCAGAGACAAGCUACACCUGUUUGAAAUCAAGUCGCAGGACAUUCUAUUUGACUACGCCGUACGCAGCAGAAUAGUCAAGGAGAUAUUGACACGCACCGCCUGUACACAGACUUGCCAAGCCACUGGUAUCUCAUCGUUAUUAGCUACUGGUGUCUAUAACUCUGCCUUUCCUCCACACGAUGGGUCAUUCACCAGGAAAGGAGGGCGGGAUCAGAGGAACGACAGACAGCUCCUAUAUGAGGAGUGGGCCAACUAUGGAGUGAUGUUCAAAUACCAGCCAUUGGACCUAAUCAGGAAGUAUUUUGGGGAGGCGAUUGGUCUGUACUUUGCCUGGAUGGGAGUUUACACCCGGAUGUUGGUCCCGCCCUCUCUACUGGGCCUCAUAGUGUUCCUCUAUGGUGUCCUCACUGUCAACACUAAUGUGCCCAGCCAGGAGAUGUGUGAUGACAGUCUGAACUUCACGAUGUGUCCGCUGUGUGAUGCUGUGUGUGACUACUGGAAGCUGAGUUCAGUCUGUUCGUUGACUCGAGCCUCUUACCUGUUUGACAACGGAGCUACCACCCUCUUCGCCAUCUUCAUGUCCCUCUGGGCUGCUUUUUUUCUGGAGCACUGGAAGAGGAGGCAGAUGUGUCUGAAACAUGCCUGGGAUCUGACCAGUCUGGAGGACGAGGAGGAAACCCCCAGGCCAGAGUAUGAUCAAAUCCUACAAGAGAAGAGACGGAAUAAGAGAGGAGCCAAAAGGAGUGAGCUGGGUGGAGUGAGGUAUGGUGACGCAGAGGAGGGAGAGAAGGACAAGAUGCUCUCACAGAGGGAGCAAGAGUCAUUGACCUUGGAGGAUCGGUUGCCAGGAUACAUGAUCAACGUGUCAGUCAUUCUAAUGAUGAUGGGGGUAACGUUUUCCGCCGUGUUUGGAGUGAUCCUGUAUCGCAUCACCAUGCUGUCUAUCUGGUCCAUGAACCCAGACCCUGAGGCCAAGGCUUCUGUUAGGAUGACAGUGACCACCACCGCCAUCAUCAUCAACCUGCUGGUUGUAUUGGUACUGGAUGAGAUCUACGGAGCUAUCGCUGUCUGGCUCACGAAACUGGAGGUUCCUAAGACGGAGGCGGAGUUUGAGGAGCGUUUGAUUCUGAAAUCAUUUCUGUUGAAAUCCAUGAACACCUUUGCUCCCGUCUUCUAUGUGGCUUUCUUCAAGGGCAGGUUUGCUGGACCUCCAGGGGACUAUGUCUACUUGUUUGGCCACUUCCGCAUGGAGGAGUGUGCCCCACCUGGCUGUCUGAUAGAGCUGUGUAUCCAGCUUAGUAUGAUCAUGUUGGGAAAACAACUCAUCCAGAACAACGUGUUCGAGAUUGUUAUACCUAAGCUAAAAAAAAUGUACAGAACAUACAAGGAGAAGGAUAAAGGAGGAGAGGAAGAUGAUGAUGAGGAGGAGACGAAGAGGCCGAAGCAACAGUGGGACAAAGACUUCUCUCUGGAUCCCUAUGAGGGGCUUAGCCCGGAAUACAUGGAGAUGAUUAUCCAGUACGGGUUUGUCACCAUCUUCGUGGCGUCGUUCCCUCUGGCUCCUCUCUUUGCUCUGCUCAACAACGUGAUCGAGAUCCGCCUCGACGCUGCCAAGUUCACCACAGAGAUCCGUCGCCCAGACGCUGUGCGCCGCAAAGACAUAGGAAUUUGGUUCAACAUUCUCAUUGGAAUCAGCAAGUUUUCUGUCAUUACAAAUGCCUUUGUGAUCUCGUUCACUUCUGACUUCAUUCCUCGGACGGUGUACCAGUACAUGUACAGUCAGACUGGCAGCAUGCACGGAUUCACAGAACACUCCCUGUCCUACUUUAACGUGUCCAACUUUGAGGCUGAUUCCUCCCCCUCCUCUACACUAUUUACUGGAGUCACCAUAUGCAGAUAUAAAGACUACAGGGAUCCACCAUGGGGAGCUCAGCCAUACUCCUUCUCUAAACAGUACUGGUCUGUCCUGGCAGCUCGAUUGGCCUUUGUCAUCUUCUUUCAGAACCUGGCGAUGUUCCUGAGCAUGCUGGUGGCCUGGUUGAUCCCUGACGUUCCUCGUUCUCUUAGAGAACAGGUCAGGAAAGAGAACAUGUUGCUGAUGGAGUUCCUUGUUCAGGAUGAACAGGAGGCCGGACGCUCCAGACUUCCACAACACUCCCCCACAGAACAACCUGCACAAACACAUAACACACACUCACAUAUUGACAUCGUGGUGGAGGGGUCAGUGGGAGAAGAGGGGGCUGAGGAGGACAGAUCAGGACAAACCCUGGACAACCCAGAUAGCACUGACCCAGCAGAAGGAGGAGAAGAAGGAGGGGGAAAAGAUGGGAGAGGAGAAGAGGGGAAAGAAGAAGAGUCAGAAGAUCAGAGCGAUGGAGAAGGAGGAGGAGGAGAAGGAGGAGAAGGAGGAGGAGGGCCAGACCAGGAGGAAGUCUCCAUUGUGGAUCUGGACUCUGUUAUGGACCAGCUGUAUCUGUCAGAGCCGUCCCAGAGCCUAGCUGACAUGGAGCUGCCUGUCUCUGGAGCAGCCCCACUGGAGCAGGAGGACGAGCCACCAGGCCCAGACAGCCCUCCAGCUGCCCCAGUAGAGGACACAGCCUCCCCCGAGACCCCACUGGCCAAGACCCACCCAGCAGGCCUGAAGGCUGCAGACAGCAGGCUGUUCUCCAGAGGCCCUCCCCUCGUAGAUUCAGCAUACUCCAGGACCAAGGGCCGCUGCUCCACCCUGCCUCCCAAACAGAGAGGGCCUGAGCCAGGGCACAGCCGGCCCCGACCCAGCCACUCAACCAGCCUCACGAAGUUCCACCUUCCAGCUCUACCUCCUCUGGCCCCCUCACCUUCCCCUACAAACACCCCUCAGUCAGCCCCUCCCAAGCCCCUCCCGCCCCCUCCCAAGCCCCUGUCUCACAAUGAACUGUUAAUGCUGAAGGGGCCUCCCAGAAGAGAACCAGGAGGCUCCAGGGCUAAGGGGCGCUGCUCCACUCUGCCUGCCCGCCAGCGAGGUCCCGAGGCUGGGGAGAGCUCCUCCAGACCCAGCCACUCUUCCAGCUUCACCCGGCAGGAAGACCGUAUCCCCCCAUCCCCCAGUGAACUAAAACAAGACACCCCGGUGUGAGGAGAGGGGAAAUAGAGGGGGAGGAUUAGAGAGGGACGGCUGAGUCUCAUCAUCAGAGAAAUUGAUCUGUCCAUCUCUCCGUCUUCAUCCACCCAUCUCAUAUGACAGCUCAGAUGCAACAUUGACUUGGUUGUAGGAACCAAAUGGACCUGUUGUUCUUCAGUUAAUAGCUCAGGUCGAUUCAUUGGGUUUAUAAAGGAGAAUGAAGUGGAAUAAAUCAGGAUAAAAGAGAGUAGAGGAGAAUAAAGGAUAAUAAAAUGUAUUAAAGGAUAAUAAUGGAAAAUAUACCAAGAUAAAGGAGUAUAAAACAAGAUAAAUAAGAAUACAGGAGAAUAAAACAGGAUAAAUGAGAAUAAAGAAAAAUAAAGGAGAAUAAAAUAGAAUGAAGGAGAAUAAACAAGAAUAAUGGGGAAUAAAGGAAAAUAAAUUAGAAUAAAUUAGAAUAAAGUAUAAUAAACUAAAAUAAAUUAGAAUAAACCAGGAUAAAUGAGAAUGAAGGAGAUUAUAAACUGGGUGGUUCGAGCCCUGAAUGCUGAUUGGCUGACAGCCAUGGUAUAACAGACCGUAUAUAUACUAUGGGUAUGACAAAACAUAUAUUUUUACUGCUCUAAUUACGUUGGUAACCAGUUUAUAAUACUAAUAAGGCACCUCGGGGGUUUGUGGUAUGUGGCCAAUAUACCACGGCUAAGCGCUGUAUCCAGGCACUCCUCGUUGCGUCGUGCGUAAGAACAGCCCUUAGCUGUGGUAUAUUGGCCAUAUACCACACCUCCGUGUGCAUUAUUGCUUAAAUAUACCAGCACAAAGGAGAAUAACAGAGAAUAAACCAGGACAAAGGAGAACAAACCACGACAAAAAAUAAUAAAGGAGAAUAAACCAAGAUAAAGGAGAAUAAAAGAGUAAUCCAGGAUAAAGGAGAAUAUACCAGGACAAAGUAGAAUAAAGUAGAAUAAAGGAGGAUAAAUGAGAAUAAAGGGUAAUAAAGGAGAAUAAACCAGGAUAAAGGAGAAUAAAAGAGAAUAAACCAGGAUAAAGGAGAAUAAAAGAGAAUAAACCAGGAUAAAGGAGAAUAAAGGAGAAUAAACCAGGAUAAAGGAGAAUAAACCAAGAUAAAGGAGAAUAAAAGAGUAAUCCAGGAUAAAGGAGAAUAAACCAGGACAAAGGAGAAUAAAGGAGGAUAAAUGAGAAUAAAGGGUAAUAAAGGAGAAUAAACCAGGAUAAAGGAGAAUAAAGGAGAAUAAACCAGGAUAAAGGAGAAUAAACCAGAACAAAGAAUAGAGGAGUAUAAACCAGGAUAAAUGACAAUAAAGGAGAAUAAAAGAGAAUAAAGUACAUUAAAGGAGAAUAAAGGAGACUAAACCAGGAUAAAGGAGAUUAAAGUAUAAUAAAGUAUAAUAAAAGAGAAUAACCUAGGACAAUGGACAAAUGAGAAUAAAGAAUGAAAAAAACAGGAUAAAGGAGAAUAAACCAGAACAAAUGAGAAUAAACAAGGAUAAAGGAGAAUAAACCAGGAAAAAGGAAAAUAAAUUAGGAUAAAUGAGAAUAAAGGAGAAUAAACCAGAAUAAAUGAGAAUAAAGGAGAAUAAACCAGAAUAAAUGAGAAUAAAGGAGAAUAAACCAGAAUAAAUGAGAAUAAAGGAGAAUAGGUUUUGGUGAUUCUGAGACAAUAGUUCGUUAUCAAUAAAAUGUCACAAUAUAAUUUGAUUUUGCUGCUGGGGGACAAGGAGAACCGCAGCUCCGCUAAAACCAUUGACAACUAUAUUCUGUUUUCAACGCAUUGUUAAGUAAAUGUUAACUAUUUGGUUGUAAUAGUAUCAUGUCUUGAAGAACGAAGUCAGAACUACACAUUUCUGAUUAUUCCCCAUUUAGCUCCAUCAGAGUUUUACAGCAAUCAGUAAACAUCAAUUGAUCAUGUUUUUUCAGAUAUGUGAAGGUAUCCAGAUUCAUUUGGUAUGUAGCUAGUUAGCUAAAGCAAACAACAUGUGUCAUUUAGCCUGUUUCAUCAGAGAUUAGGGUUUUGGAAAGAGUUUUACAUUGUCAGUCAGAAUACUGUCAUCACCACUAUAGAUGGCAAGCAAAUCAAACAAUAUUUGGAUAUAGCCAUCUAGUUUAUCCCCUGAAAGUUAGCUUGUUAACUAGCCAUAUUGCCGCGAUCUGUUGUUAGCUAGCUAGCCAAUUUGACGUGGUCCAUCAAUAUCAUGUCUGUCAGCAGCAAUUGGGAUUAAACACUCUUAUAAAACAAUGUUGAAAAGGGGAUAAUGUUAGCUAACUUUGCUAGGUAGGCCUAUGUUGGUUGGAGAAAAAAGUACACUAUGUCUACUUACCACUAUGUUUAGCCAACUGUACCAAGUUUCUACCGGUAGCUUGCAAAGUAAACAUUAUCAGCUAACAGUGACGUUACAUUGGCAUAUGCGCCAUUCUGCUGCUUUGACAGCCAGACCCCAGAAAGGAUGGGAAAUUAACCUAAACCACUCAUACUGGUCAGACAUAGUUAUUUUAUAUCACUCAAAUAUCCAAUUAAUGGUGGUCAAUAUUGAGAGAUAUCGUGAGGCUACCCUGACGUAGUUAAAAAUACAUGAUCAAUUGAUGUUUAUUGAUCAUUUAAAAACAUGCAGUUACUUGCUGUAUAACUCUGAUGAUAGAGCUAAAUGUGCUAAAUUGUUUUGCAUGGAAUAGUCUAAAAUGUGUAGUUCUGACUAUGCUCUUCAAGAUGAGAUAUUACAACCAAAUAGUUAACAUUCCCUUAACAAUCCCUUGCAAACGGCACACAGUUGUCAAUGGUUUUAGUGGAGCUGCGGGUCUCCUUGCCCCUCAGCAGGCUAAUCGAACGCGCUGCACCUUUAUUGAGACGUUUUGUUGAUAACGACCUAUAAGGCCUCAGACUGAGAAUGUCCCAGUGUUCUAACUCUCUCAGCCAGUGAGAAGACACUGCUGCUGCUCACACUGCCAGACGGAACUGGACCAACCCGGGCUGAACUGGACCAGACCGAACAAGACCACACCAGACAGAGCCAGCUCCCCUCCCCCAGUAGACACAGGGCCAAUCUGAAAUGGCACCCUACUCCCUAUCAGGCUCUGGCCAAAAUAACUACACUAUAUAGGGGAAUAGGGUGCCAUUUACUCCCAGUAGACCCUCUAUGAAGUAUUUAGGUCAACAGUAAUAACAGAGCUAUGCUUGUAGAUUUAUUAUAUUACAACUGUGACAUUUUGAUAAUAUGAAAAUCAUUACUUUUGUUCAUAAGAAAAAAAAAUCUAUUAAAUAAAAAACAUUUUUGCUAU
Messenger RNA from Salmo salar (Atlantic salmon), 7206 nucleotides. Lineage: Eukaryota; Metazoa; Chordata; Actinopteri; Salmoniformes; Salmonidae. The record is from RefSeq and is a predicted model, not a curated record.